AUGUCGUACAACCAACCUUCCUCUUCAUCGAUAGCCCCCAGACGCAGGACGUCGCUCCUUAUCCACAGUCGCCCAAAGACUGCAUACGAUAUUGUGCCGGAAAAUGAUGGUGUUCACGCGAGGCCGGCGUCUCGGAGAUCUUUGAUGUUUCCGAGCGCGCACAAUGCUUUGGACUGGGGCUCUUUCAAUCGCAAUCAAGAAGAGACGGGGGCAGACAAUAGCAAACCCGAGUUUGUCGACCCGUUUGCAAACUUCUCCACAGACUCUCAGACUCGACACGCCCUACAUGAGCGUCGGUACUCCGCUUUCACACAGACCCUCAAGCACGGCAUGUCAGAGUUACGAUCUCUGACCCGUCGAAUGUCGCUCACUGUGAAAGGGAAGCCGCCCAGACAAAAGGAGGACUGGAUUCCACCAAAACAGGCUCACUUGCUGUCCUCCAAAUCCGGCGAACACAUGAUGGAUCUGAACGAGGCUAUAUCCACUGGGCCAGCUUCUCAUGGAGAACAAUUACAAGGUCCGAGCAAGGGUAGGAGGCCCUCUCUCCCCUUGCUCAACUUCCGGAGCGGUGUUGCCGAGCCGAAUCAAGAUAGCCCCGAACCCCUUGCUCCUCGGAGCAGAGGACAGCCCUUCUUGUCCGAUCUGGUCUAUGGGGGAGCCGGAGCUAGGGCUUCCGCAGCUGCUCAGAACGAAUUGUACCAUGCCUCUAGAACCCCACCGCUACCCCCGUAUCAGCCGCCGGAAGGAGACCUUGCCAACAAAGACGAAGGCGAUGCGGAGAGUGGUAUUGGUAUUGUGCUUGACGCCACCCAGGAUCGUCGUGGGUCGUCUUCAACCACUGCGCACGUGCUCUGUAGGGAUCCCGCAUCGGUUCUUGCAACAGAGUUGGUGGAAAACAUUUUCUCAUUUCUGGACGUCGAGUCUUUGAUCCAGUCAGCAACGGUGUCUCGCAGAUGGCAUCAGUUGUGUCAGUCCCAGGCGGUUUGGAAAAAGAUCUUCUACCAGGAAUAUGGGCCCAAGGCUCCAUCUUCUUCUGGCGGGCUGCCUCUUGCUGCUGGUCUGGGCAAGAGGUUGCCUGGUCAAGACUUCCGGAAGCUUUUCAAGGUGCGCACGUUGAUUGACAAACGUUGGCGCAACGGCGAAGCGGCCGCAAUCUACUUGAAUGGCCACAAGGACAGCGUCUAUUGUGCCCAGUUCGACGAACAUAAGAUCAUCACCGGCUCGAGAGAUAACACGAUUCGAAUUUGGGACGCUCACACUUAUCAAUGCAUCCGCAAGCUCGGACCGCCGAAUAACCCGAGGGAGAGACAGACCCUGGUGUCGGCCGCGGUGGAGCCCAAGGGCGCGGUGCCUUUCUUCAAGGCCGAUGUCUCGUCUCCGGACCCGGUCUCUCGAGAAAUCGAGCUCUGGCAUCAAGCUUCCGUCCUCUGUUUGCAGUACGAUGAGGAGAUCUUGGUGACAGGCUCGUCGGAUUUCACCUGCCUCGUUUGGUCCAUCAAGGAGGAUUACCGACCCCUUUUCCGCCUCAUUGGCCAUCAUGCGGGGGUGCUCGACGUCUGCAUUGACAACCGUCGAAUCAUCACAUGCUCCAAGGAUACGACGAUCAAGAUCUGGGAUCGAGCAACAGGCAAGUUGAUGAACACCCUGACGGGACACCGUGGCCCUGUAAAUGCAGUCCAGGUCCGAGGGAACUUGUUGGCCAGCGCUAGCGGCGAUGGCAUGUCGAAGCUGUGGCGGCUGGAAGACGGUGUCUGCAUUAAGGAAUUUCAGUCCAAAGACCGUGGGCUUGCGUGUGUCGAGUUUUCGGAGAACGGGCGGACCAUUUUCGCCGGAGGAAACGACCAGGUCAUCUACGAAUACGACACCGUUACCGGCAAUCGCAUCCGUGAGCUCAAAGGUCAUCGAGAUCUCGUGCGAUCCCUUCACCUCGACUCGGCCAACUCGCGCAUCAUCAGUGGCAGCUACGAUCAUUCCAUCAAGGUGUGGGAUGCGGAAAAAGGAGAGUCUGAAGAAGACGGGGGCCUCCAGAUCAACUUUGAAGGGUGGACAUCGAGUUGGAUAUUGGCGGCGAAGAGUAAUUAUCGCAAGAUUGUUUGUACCAGUCAAGACGGACGGGUGGUCAUCAUUGACUUUGGCUAUGGCAUUGAGGGGGUCGACUUGGUCGAGGCUUGA
Molecule: messenger RNA, 2172 nt
Organism: Capronia coronata CBS 617.96
Lineage: Eukaryota; Fungi; Ascomycota; Eurotiomycetes; Chaetothyriales; Herpotrichiellaceae
Exons: 1
Coding region: 1-2172 (723 amino acids)
Molecular function (GO): protein binding
Source: RefSeq, a predicted model, not a curated record